UGACAUCUCCUACAUAUACUCCACCGCUCUCCAACAUUGCCGCAUAGACUCAAUGGAAGUCUUGAAUUUUGCCAGCCCAAUCCUUCAAGUUAAAGUCGGCCAAGGCGGCGACGAACAAACCUUUUGGGUCCACCAGAAUAUCCUGGCGUCGCGAUCGGAAUUUUUCAAGCGAGCCACCAAUGGAAAAUGGCUGGAAUCCGACGAACGCCUCGUUACAUUGCCAGAAGACAAACCAGAUAUCUUUAGUCUGUACCUUAAUCAUCUGUACACCAAGCGAAUACCGACGAAGGAUUUCAGAAUACUAUGUCAAACCUACGUCCUCGCCGAAGUACUACAAGAUAUUCAAGCGAAGAAUUGCGUCAUUGACGCACUGUAUGCCCGUUUGGAAGAGAAUAAACCAGAGAGGCCUCGAUUAGGCGUAAAGUCGGUUACAGAGCUCUAUAGCGGUACUCCAGCUGGGAGUAAGGCUCGGAAAUUCAUUGUGGACUACUUUGCCGACGAAGGUCACGAGAGCUGGCUGCAGAAGGACGAGUCAAUGUAUCCAACGGAUUUCCUGGUAGACCUUGCGUCCAGCUUAUUCAGGAAGUGUCCUCUGGCGGGGUGGAAGCACGUACCAACGCUGCUUCAACCAGCAUCACACUAUCAUGAAGUCAUUCCUUCAGUUCCAAGUACGACGGAAGCGACUCCCAAGACGACAUAAGGCAGGAAGGAUAAUGCGUCAUGGGAAAUUUGAUGCGCGACCACCAUGCGGGAUAAGUCGUGAUAGGGAAAUUGCUCUGCUCGGGCAACUCAUACUCCGCGCUAUUUGGAGUCGCCUGACUCUGUAUAUCCGUUUGUGAUGGUCUUAGUCCGUUUUGAGGCACUUUUGUAUAAUGGACUGUAUGCUAUAGCAGUAGGGCUACUAAAUACAUGAUCCCUACAAUGUUUACCUCUAAGUGUGUUAGAAGGGCGACCGAUCGCAUCUGCAAAGAACGGCACGCUCACCCGGCAACUUUUACAUUCGCGCGCCCUCAAGAUCCUCAAUCUUUGAGUGAGAACACUAAUCAAGCG
Cucurbitaria berberidis CBS 394.84 is the source of this 1050-nucleotide messenger RNA. RefSeq lists its product as uncharacterized. The transcript has 2 exons. Gene Ontology annotation, molecular function: protein binding. Lineage: Eukaryota; Fungi; Ascomycota; Dothideomycetes; Pleosporales; Cucurbitariaceae. The record is from RefSeq and is a predicted model, not a curated record. The coding region runs from base 53 to 700 and encodes 215 amino acids.